Oncorhynchus kisutch (coho salmon) is the source of this 1638-nucleotide messenger RNA. It is a transcript of the gene nudt2, whose product is annotated as nudix (nucleoside diphosphate linked moiety X)-type motif 2. Gene Ontology annotation, biological process: AMP biosynthetic process; ATP biosynthetic process. Gene Ontology annotation, molecular function: bis(5'-nucleosyl)-tetraphosphatase (asymmetrical) activity. The transcript has 3 exons. NCBI's taxonomy places the organism in Eukaryota, Metazoa, Chordata, Actinopteri, Salmoniformes, Salmonidae. The record is from RefSeq and is a predicted model, not a curated record. The coding region runs from base 35 to 607 and encodes 190 amino acids.
GCGGCCCAUUGUGUACGUUGCCCAUGCGUCGUCAAUGUGCGUUAAUAGUAAUCAAUGCAGUUUCCCAUUUCCUCAAAAGUAUCUUUGGACAUUCAGCCUACUUUCACGCUAUCCUCGAGUUGGGACAUCCCUGCCCCCAUUCAAGUUCCCAUUUAAUUUGGUUAAGCAGGUGAUGGCCUUGCGUGCGUGUGGAUUCAUUGUGUUUCGUCGGCUGGCACAGUCUUCACCUCCCCCUGACAACAUUGAGUACCUCCUCCUACAGACUUCAUAUGGCAAGCACCACUGGACCCCACCCAAAGGCCACGUGGACCCUGGGGAGGAUGAUCUCACCACCGCUCUGAGGGAGACGCAGGAAGAAGCAGGGCUGCGUGAGGAGCAUCUGCAGGUGGUGGAUGGCUUUCUCCAGGAGUUGCGCUACGAGGUGAGAGGGCGGCCCAAGACUGUUCUGUACUGGCUCGCGGAGCUGAGGGACCCCAAGAUGGCCGUCACGUUGUCGAAGGAGCACCAGGACUACCGCUGGGCCAAGCUGGAGGAGGCCUGCUCCCUUGCCCAGCAUAAAGACCUACAGGACACCCUGAGGGCAGCACAGCAACACCUAGACCCAUAGCAAGGGAAACAUUAAGACACUAAUGCACACAAUGUUGUGCUAGGAAUUGUGAAGAGCAAGCUGCAAAAGCAAGUCUCUAGCUUUAAAAAACGUGUUUGUAACCUCGUCUCCAGGCUAUUGGGCACAGAUGCGCGAGACUAGUGUCUGUGGGACUGCACAGCCUUGAUAAUUAAUGGAACAGAAAGUGUGAAUCUAAAGUGAGUUAUAAUUCCUAAUUCUAUGGUGGUAAUUUGGUCUGAGCAAGUCAUUGAACCCCUGUGUCACAUACUUAUACCCCCAAGGAACUGGCACCAAACUUAAGGGUCAGAAAAGGAUAACCUCUGUACUUUAUUGACUACCCCUGUGCUUGGGAAUCAGUGGCCAAAUCAUUCAAUAGACACAAUAAGUGUUUUAUGUGUUAACAUUGUGUGAUGACCAAUAACCUUUUUGUCUUGCACUUUAAACAAGAUUAAAAACCAUCCCUUAAAUAUGGACCUUUCAAUAUGCAACUUCAGCAUUGACUAACCGAUCUUUCACCCUUACUCCUGAUAUAUUUAUGGUAAAUAUACAGUAAUAUGAUUUAUGAUCACAAUGAGUGGGCAAAUCUAUACACAACUAUAUGAUAGUUAAUUGGACAAGGCAACUACUGCUGAGAAUUGCACACUCACCUAUAAUGUACUGCGAUCCUGCAACACAUCACCACCAGGGAGAGACAAAAACAAGUUGAGGUGCACCAAUUCAUUCUCCGGUCAGCCAGGGCACAAUUCAACCAGUGGCUCAUUUCAUGCUUGAGAAACCAGAUGGGAGGUACUUUUGACAAUAAUGAAUUUAGAUCAAUAUUUCAGGUCAAAUGAGCAGACCAACAUCCAAUGGGAACUCAUUCAGGAAAAGCCCCAGAGCAUUCACCCAAUUCAAGUCCUCAGACCUACCAGUUCCAAUGGCGUCCUAAACAAGUUCCCGUGAAUGCAAAAGGAUAUGGUUAAAUUCACCUGAAGUAAAUUCUGUUAAACUGUGUGUCCUUUUAAAGUUGCAGUAAACUCAUUGUGGCAUUU